AUAGACCUCAUUGAACUGCUGCUGAAGGAGGGAUCUUCCGUGGAUGAGAAGACAGACUAUGGUAUGACUCCACUACAACUCGCAGUUGAGGCUGGAAAUGUCAAGGCCAUCACCUAUUUACUGAAGAAAGGAGCUGACAUAGAUGCCAAGGAUGAAAAUAACCAAACCGCUCUGCACAAAGCUGCUGCAAAUGGAAAUAAGGAGAUCUUGCAGCUGCUACUAAACCAAAAUGCCACAGUGGAUGCUUCAGAUAGAAACCAGCUCACACCUUUGCACAGAGCUGCAGAAAGUGGAACAGUUGCUGCUCAACUGUUGUUGCAGUUUGGUGCUUUCAUUGACAGUAGAGAUCUACUACAAAUGACCCCUCUGCAUCAUGCUGCUUUCCAAGGUCAUGUGACAGUGGCUGGAGCUCUAAUUGAACAUGGAGCUGAUGUCCAUGCCAGAAACUGGAUGGAUAAGACUCCUUUACAUCUGGCUGCAGAGAAAGGCCACUGUCAUAUUGUACGGCUGUUGAUUAGUAAUGGGGCUGAUAUGCUAGCCAAAACCAAGUGGAAUGAAACAACAGCCAAUCUUGCCAUGGAGAGAAAUCACCAAAAGGUUGUUAAUGUCCUGAGACAACAAAGUAUAAAACAAUAAGAA
Molecule: messenger RNA, 639 nt
Organism: Hemiscyllium ocellatum (epaulette shark)
Lineage: Eukaryota; Metazoa; Chordata; Chondrichthyes; Orectolobiformes; Hemiscylliidae
Product: ankyrin repeat domain-containing protein 65-like
Exons: 2
Coding region: 64-636 (190 amino acids)
Molecular function (GO): protein binding
Source: RefSeq, a predicted model, not a curated record